AUGAGUUCUACUGAAUUUUGUAAAACUGAUCCUGCCUACAUAGAAGCUAAACGACGUGAAUUAAAGGAGUUUUUCAAAGAUGCUAAAUUUCCUCAAGAAGUUAUCGAUAAUGUAAUUGAGAAUGAAUUGAAACCUUUGACGGAAUGUGCCAAUCAGAAUAAACCAUACAUUGCUGCAUCUGCACCGGGCGAUGUAAAGUCUGAAUACGAAGUAAUGUCAGGUCAACCAUUUACGGAAUUCGCAGACUGUACCAAACCGCUGAGCUCAGAAGAGGUAAUGAAUAUGAUAAAAGAUAAUCCUAUUAUCGCAGAAAAAGCGCGCCAAAUUCAAAUAACAACCGACCGAGAUGGGCGAUGUAAGGGUAAGACAAUACCCUAUGAUCAAAUAAAUAUCGACACCUUUGGAGAAAUGACUGACGAGUUAAAUGCAGCUAAGGGUGAUGUAGAAAAAAUUAAGAACAUUAAAUAUAAAAACAUGCAAGCCUUGUUUAAGUCAGCCGAUGAUUUUUCAGCAAAAGACGGUACGAUUAAAGAUAAAGUUGUUGAUAGUGAUGGUGAGAGUCAAGAAUCUAGUAGCGAUGAGCGAGAAUUUCAGACGAUUGACAAAGUUGUUACAGAAAUUACCAAUAAAUCGUACGAGACUCGUUUUAACGAGACCAGGAACAUGCUACAGAAGUUGGCUGACAAAUAUGAAGAUCCAGAACAAAUGAAAAAUGUUAGCAAAGAACGUAAACUUAUCGUUACAGAAGAUGCCAUCUUAAAGGAAUCCUCGUCCCAUCUUAUAAAGGGUCAAAUAAGACCAACUGUGUUCGAUGAAGUCAAAGAAACUUACAUGAUUAAUGAAGCAAUGAACAUUUCUUUAGUGGAUAAUCCUGUUAAACCCGAUCUAAGUUGUAAACCGAAAAAUAUCACAAAGGUGAAAACAAAAAAAGUUGACGAAGAAAUAGUUAAUUUUGAAGAUGUUUUUCCAAGAACUUUUGAGGAAAAAUUAAAAGACACCGAAAAGGCCUUACGCGAUAUAAACUCUAUGUUUGAUACAAAUAAAUCAUGUCAAAAUAAAGAAGAGAAUAAGGUGAAUAUUGAAGAGCCUUCUCAGAUUAAAAUCGAAUGUGCAAAUGUUAUAGAAGACGUCACAGUCAGUAGGGAUCAAAACAAAACGAAAUUUGAUGAAACGAUGGAAGAAACAUUGCAUUACGCCUUAGAAGACAUUCUUGAUAUUGGUAAUAAUGACAAUACAGAGAACAAAGAAAUGGAAUUCCAAGAAAUGAAAAACUUGGCUCGAAACAUUGUAGAUGGUGCAGAAAAUCUCAGUCUGCUAAUACGCGAAGACAUUACAAAUAAACUCAAUAGUAUGCAUGAGCUUUUGAACGAUGUAAACGUUGCUUUAGAAAAUUCUAGAAAAUCUAAUCUGGCCUACCAAAAAUUAAAAGAGGAGAGUGAGCAACGCAAUAAAUUUAGAACAAGUAAUACCGAUAACGAAAACGAAAGUAUAGAUGACCAAAAAAAAGGCCACAAUGAGGCUGAACAGAAAUCUGUAACUCAAACCGAUAUAGAUGAGAUUCAUUCUGCGAUUAAUAAUUUAAAUGAUGAAAUAAAAUGUCAUGAAGAUAGAAUAAACAAAAGCAAAGAAAGCUGUGAAAUGCGAACAAAAGAGUGUCGAAAUUUUAUUAAAGAAGUUGAUGAUGUCUUACUUAAAUCCCAAGAAAUAUUACACCCAAAGGCAGUUACUUCAGUGAGUAUCAUUUCGGAAGUCAAGAAUGAAAUGUAUUCAACUAACGACGUAAAAAGUUCGCGUAAGGAAUUAUGGGAUCUCGAUAUAGUAUCCCAGGACGAGAAAAAUAAGAGAAUAGCCGAACACAAAAAGCAAGAACUGGAGAGAAACAAACGAAUAAACGAUUUGUUGUAUAAUAUUAAAGACAAAAUGAAAGAUAAUAAAGAAGUGGUGCGGCUGGCUAAUAACUUAAUGCGUACAGGUGAUAGUAAACAGAACUCUUCAGAUUCUUGUAAAAUUACUGAAAUUCCAAACCUAGAUAACGAUAUAAGAGCACAAGGAGAUCACAUUCAUGAAAACGAAAAAGCUGCUAUUGUUUCUAAAAUAUCAGUAAUACCUCCUCUUGAUGAUGAAAAAAGGAAAGAGGAAGACGCAAGAAAACUUAAAGAGAAGGACGCUGAAAGACAGAGACAGAUAGAGUUCAAACGAAAGGUGGAAAAGGAGAUGGAAGAACAGAACAAAGGACCCCGGAUGACUAAAGAGUUUAUACGAAAUCAUUGUAAACAGCACAAGCUCUAUUGCACUCCAUAUCUUAAUGAUAUUUUAUAUUUGCAUUUCAAGGGUUUUUCAAAGAUAGAGAAUCUGGAAGAGUACACAGGUCUAAAAUGUAUUUUUCUCGAAAACAACGGUAUCCAGCGUAUCGAGGGUCUGGACACACUGUCAGAGUUAAAGUGCUUAUAUUUGCACUAUAACAUCGUGAGGAAAAUAGAAAAUUUGGACGGCUGUCCUAAGCUGGAUACGUUAAAUUUGGACCAUAAUUUUGUUACGAAGAUUGAGAAUUUAGAUGUCGUCCCGGAUUUGCAUACUUUAAGCAUCGGACAUAACAUGCUGACGACUGUAGAUGACUUACAUCAUUUGAGAACUUGCAAGAAUCUAUCAGUGCUGGAUCUCUCCUACAACCGUCUAGAGGAUCCCCUGAUAGUGGAUGUGUUGGCUGAUAUGGACGUGCUCAAGGUAUUGGUGCUAACGGGUAACCCAGUAGUGCGCAACAUCCCAGCAUAUCGCAAGACAUUAACGCUGCGUCUAAAAGAGCUGCUAAACUUGGACAAUCGUCCAGUAUUUCCAAGGGAUCGGGCUUGCGCUGAAGCCUGGCAGAGAGGGGGAGUCCAAGAGGAGAUAGCUGAAAGGAAACGAUGGAUUGCUCGGGAUCAGGAGAAAGUAAUGGAGAGCGUCCGAUAUUUAAUCAGAAUGAGAGAUGAGAAUAAAGCAAAGAGAGAAGCUAGGGAGAAAGAAGAGAGAGAGAAGCAGGGAUUACCUCCAAAGGAAGAAGAGAAUCCACAGAUAGAUGAAGUCGAUGACGCAGUUACAGAAGAAAAAUGUCAAGAAGUGAAGACUAAAGGUGGCGUUUUGGUUGACAUGCUCAGCGGCUCCGAAGCGGAUGAUACCACCAGUGAGAGCGAUAGUGACAGUGAAGGGGAUAAGCCUGGAGUAGAAACACCGAACAUAGAGUGGUCAGAGUUAGGAAAGGAUAAGAGGUUGGUCCAAGAGGUGAAAGAAGAAAAGCAAGAUGAAGCCGAGGACAUGUGGCCAGGAUUUGGAAAUCGCAUCACUCCAGCACCAGGGGAUUUUACUACGAAUGCCCAAGCUCUAAACAAUUUGCUCUUUAACCAAGCACCACACGUGGAUAGAAGAAGUGUACAAAAAGUGUUGAGCGAACCUCAGCCUUCGUCGGGUAUGAAAAUAACUGAAGUCGAUGGAAGUGAUGAAACUCUUACUCAGUUCGAAGCGAAGCGAAGACCACUGAUAGAAAUCAUAGAAGAAUAUAAUAAAAAAUCAGAGAAACAAAAUGAACAACCUCUUGUUGAGGACGCUCAUGAGAAACCUAUGAAAAAUAUAGCUAUAAAAGAAAUAAAAGCAGAUACAGCCGCUGGUGGUGGGGAGGCUAAAACAGAUAAAACCGAUGACGUGAAAGAUAACGAGUCAUCAAAUAAGAGUGAAUCGGAAAAUAAAUCUACCAAUGAUGAUGAUGAUAGUAAUAUAAAGAGCAUUGAUGAACGCAGGCGUAGUGUGCAACAAAGCGAGGGUGACGGUGCUGCCCUCAUCAGUUUCCUCAGCAACACCGACCCGGACACCAACGACGAAGCUCUCAAGCCGAGUGCCGAAGACCUGGAGAUAUUCGCUGAGCUGGAGCGGGAACAGGAGGAGAGGGAGGCGAGGAUCGCGAGGGGAGAAGCGCCUGUUGAUCCUAUGAAACUUUACGACAAGAAAACAAUGGACGCUUUCUACAAAGCCGAAGAGAGGAAACCCGCGCACGAGCUGGUUGAUAAGAAUUACGUCACUACUUAUAAGACGGACAAUGCCUUUGAUAGGAUCGCUCUCAGCCAGCUCACGAAGGGAGAUCAACCUGAUCCGAAUAAAGUUAAACUAACCCAUGAGCCCGGCGCUGUUUUGUUUCAAUACGUUAAUAAUCAAGCGCCCAUCGAAGUUGAGUAUGAAAUUGGUGAAGAAAAAUUCGACUCCGCUUCGUCCUCAGAUGAUACACAAUCUAUAAACAUAGACAGUGACACUGACACGAGUGAUUCUAAAGAACUGCUUCUAGCAGAAGGUAGUAGAACUAAAACUUAUGAUGUGGUUGAGACGGAUACGAAAAGAAAUAGACCGAAAACAGCGAAUCAACGCGGCACUUAUAAACAGAAAGAGAUACGUGACGAUAAGGUUGAUAAUAAUGAGAGUAGAGAUGCUUUCAUUGAUACCAGCGCCGCUCCUGGAGGUGAUGGCGCACAACCCAGCUCCUCUGGCGAGCCGAACCCGGAUCGUGAUGAAGCCAAGCGCAGUAUCAUUGAUACUAUAAACUCGUAUGAGGAUAACAGGUUUCCUUCAGGAGGAACAAAUUACGCGGAUAUGGAUCAAAACGCGCGCAUAGAAGAAUCGGUCGCGUCGGAGAUUCUCGAAAGAACCAUCCGCUACGAAGAGGAGCAGUACUACAGGCAGUGCGAUGUCGUCAACUUGCACGCGGGGAAAGUGGACAACAGGACAAAUGCGAUCAUUGAGACUAUAUCUGAUAGUUUGGAUAACCAGUACACGUUGCCCGAAGUGUCGCAAAUUCUGGAAGCACACAUAAGCUUGGCGGAACAAAGAUGGCGCGCCGGUGAGUAUGUGCGAUACGUGCCGAGCCCGCCAGAGUCUAUAAUCGAUGACAAUGACGUUGACAGAACACUUGUUCCAAGCAGCGACACGUCUUUUGAUGACACACUGACAGAAGCGAGAGCAAUGCCCGUUAUUAAUGAAGCUAAUGAUUCCGGAAUUGGGAAUGAUGAAAAUAAUGAUUCCAGAGUUGAAUAUGCAUCGGUUGUUGAUUUACCGACUGUUGAGGUUAAUGAAGCUAAUGUUAGUGCUGUAUCUAAUGAGGGCGAUGAAGUUUUUGAAGAUUGUAUCGAUGUUAAUGAUAAGGUUGAAGCGGGGGGUCAAGGGGAUUUCGAUCGCGUUGACGAAAAUUAUACAUUGGAAAUGAAAUUGGCGCUUGAGAUUGAAAAGCCGUGACUAUAAGCUAUAAGAAUUAUAGAUAAAGAAGAUUAUAGUUUUUG
Messenger RNA from Zerene cesonia (dogface butterfly), 5294 nucleotides. RefSeq lists its product as uncharacterized. Gene Ontology annotation, molecular function: protein binding. NCBI's taxonomy places the organism in Eukaryota, Metazoa, Arthropoda, Insecta, Lepidoptera, Pieridae. The record is from RefSeq and is a predicted model, not a curated record. The transcript is spliced from 18 exons. Bases 1 to 5250 code for a protein of 1749 amino acids.